AUGGAAAAGGGCGAUGGCUCUGGGGGCCUUGAUGCCCAAGAUAAGCAAGUUGAAAUAUGGAAAGUGAAGAAGCUUGUCAAAUCACUGACUCUCGCUCGCGGAAAUGGGACGUCGAUGAUUUCCUUGGUGAUACCACCGCGUGAUCAGAUUUCACGAGUUGCUAAAAUGCUCGCCGAUGAAUACGGUACGGCUUCUAAUAUUAAAAGUCGUGUUAAUCGAUUAUCUGUUCUGGGCGCGAUAACUAGUACACAGCAACGUCUCAAGUUGUAUUCUCGAGUGCCGCUGAACGGUCUGGUCGUCUACUGUGGUACUAUAAUGACAGACGAGGGAAAGGAGAGACGCGUUAAUAUCGAUUUUGAACCGUUUAAACCAAUAAACACAUCAUUAUACCUGUGUGAUAACAAAUUCCACACUGAAGCCCUCGAUGAGCUCUUAGAGGAUGACGACAAGUUUGGGUUCAUAAUCAUGGAUGGUAAUGGAUCCCUCUACGGUACUCUUCAAGGGAACAAUCGCGAGGUCCUCCACAAAUUUUCGGUUGAUCUACCCAAGAAGCAUGGGCGAGGGGGGCAAUCUGCAUUGCGGUUCGCGAGGCUGCGAAUGGAGAAGCGUCACAACUAUGUCCGCAAGGUAGCUGAGCUUGCUGUCCAAAUGUUUAUUUCGGCUGACAAGCCCAAUGUUGCGGGGCUCGUGUUGGCCGGGUCUGCUGAUUUCAAAAGUGAGCUUCACACUUCCGAUAUGUUUGAUCAACGAUUGGCGCGCGUCGUAAUUAAGACGGUCGAUGUGAGCUAUGGUGGAGAGAUUGGCUUCAACCAGGCUAUCGAGCUCUCUGCUGAAACUCUCGGUUCUGUUAAACUCGUACAAGAGAAGCGGCUUUUGCAGAAGUAUUUUGAUGAGAUCUCACAAGAUACAGGAAAGUACUGCUUCAUGGUUGAGGACACGCUUAAAGCACUGGAACUUGGUGCUGUCGAAACUCUCGUAGUCUGGGAAAAUCUCGACAUAGACCGUCUUACGCUGCGCAAUCACGCUGCUGGUGAAGAUAAGGUGCUGCACCUCUCCAAAGAGCAGCAGGCGCACGAGGAAUAUUUUCAUGAUGCGGCAUCUGGUGUUGAACUAGAAGUCACUGAGAAAGUUUCCCUGGUUGAGUUUCUUGCGAACAAUUACAAGUCUUUCGGAACGACGCUUGAGUUUGUCACAAAUCGAUCACAGGAGGGUUCUCAGUUUUGCCGCGGCUUUGGUGGUAUUGGUGGCAUACUGCGCUGGCGUGUUGAUUUCUUGGAGAUGGAGAUGGCAGAAGAGAGUGCUGCUGAGAUGUAG
This is a messenger RNA of Aureococcus anophagefferens, 1314 nucleotides long. RefSeq lists its product as hypothetical. Gene Ontology annotation, cellular component: cytosol; translation release factor complex. The transcript has 5 exons. The coding region runs from base 1 to 1314 and encodes 437 amino acids. Gene Ontology annotation, molecular function: sequence-specific mRNA binding; translation release factor activity, codon specific. NCBI's taxonomy places the organism in Eukaryota, Pelagophyceae, Pelagomonadales, Pelagomonadaceae. Gene Ontology annotation, biological process: cytoplasmic translational termination. The record is from RefSeq and is a predicted model, not a curated record.